AUGGGUUGCAGAGCUACAAACCCUUUGGACCGGACAAAGGAAGAUGAAAGCAAUAGUAGUAAUUGCAUUGACAUGCCAAUUCAAUAUAAUGUUGGAAGAAGGCAUGAGUCACGAACAUCCUUAAACUCGAAAGAG
Molecule: messenger RNA, 135 nt
Organism: Jatropha curcas
Lineage: Eukaryota; Viridiplantae; Streptophyta; Magnoliopsida; Malpighiales; Euphorbiaceae
Source: RefSeq, a predicted model, not a curated record